AUGUUCAGGUCUUUCGGUGCCCGCAUAUUCGCUGGAAUAUUCGUCGUCGUUUUCCUAAUCGUCAUUUUUCAUAAUGAAGAAUCCGCUGGCACGGCACUACUUCCUUACCUCCCCGUCCUCCCAUCAACAGGGUCCUCGCAACCCUCCUCCAUCCUGCAAGCAUGGAUAAAAGACCGAUCAGCGCUCUCGGAAAAGUCGUGGAAGAAGAGCGUUGAGCUCCGAGACCAGAUGGCCAAGUCGCAUCCGGACAACCCGAAGAUUCCAUUCUUCCCAAUGGACUUCCUCAAAUACCCCUUCACAAUCUGGGACUUCUUCCCACCAACAUGGACAUGCCCCCACGACAUCCAGCGCGUCGGCAGACUCGGUGACGGAGGAAAAUGGGUAUGCGGAAUGAACAUCUACGAGAGUCUCCCCGCACCCAAGUCCGCUUCCGCUACCAUCGGAUCGCAAGAACCCCUCGUGGACGCGCAAGAUGGCCUGGUCAUGUACAGUUUCGGUAUCAACGGCGAGUCCUCCUUCGAAGCUGAGAUGCUCGAGCGCGUCCCCAGCGCCCGCAUCUGGGGCUACGACUUCUCAGUCGACUCAUGGGGCCCCCAAAUCGCCGAGAAGCAUCGCCACCGCACCUUCUUCAAGAAGGUCGGCCUAGGCAAAGAGGACAAGCAUGAAUCCGACCCGCCAUUCUGGACCCUACCCGCCUUGAUGAAGCAGAACAACCACACCUACAUCGAUAUCCUGAAAAUUGAUAUCGAAGGCAGCGAGUACGACGCGCUAGACACGAUGAUGAAUGCUUUCGACAACAUGAAGACCGCAUCUGGAAAAUCUGUCCUGCCCAUCGGCCAGGUCAUGAUCGAACUGCAUCUCGGCGACGGCAUCAAUCUCGAUAACGCGGGCGGCGGUGGCAGCAUAGACUUUGGCCGCUUCAGGUCAUGGUGGGAAAGGCUCGAGCGCAUGGGUAUGCGACCCGUGUGGAUGGAGAUCAACCUAUUUGCUGUUACCCUGGGUAAGAGCAAGGCGAACCCGAGAUGUACGGAGUACGUCUGGGUCAAUGCCAAAGAUCAGCGAAGUGUUCUUUGGAAUGUAUAA
Molecule: messenger RNA, 1083 nt
Organism: Alternaria ethzedia
Lineage: Eukaryota; Fungi; Ascomycota; Dothideomycetes; Pleosporales; Pleosporaceae
Exons: 2
Coding region: 1-1083 (360 amino acids)
Source: RefSeq, a predicted model, not a curated record